Messenger RNA from Magnolia sinica, 2216 nucleotides. RefSeq lists its product as uncharacterized. Gene Ontology annotation, molecular function: zinc ion binding. NCBI's taxonomy places the organism in Eukaryota, Viridiplantae, Streptophyta, Magnoliopsida, Magnoliales, Magnoliaceae. The transcript is spliced from 11 exons. Bases 248 to 1666 code for a protein of 472 amino acids. The record is from RefSeq and is a predicted model, not a curated record.
UGUCUGCUCUCUCUUAGGAAAACAACCCAAAAUCUAGGGUUUUUGUCUGGAAAAAUCGAUUUUUUCUUUAUUUUUUAAUCAAUGGAGAAUUCAGGAACCGAAUCGCAACCAAGCGAAGGAUCGACGCCAGAUUUGGCCGAUGGGGAGUAUCUUCAAAAGGAAAAAUAAAAAAUUCUAAAGCACUGAGGGGUCGUUUGGAUGCCUGUAAAAUGGACUAGUGGGAAAUGAAAUACAGGAACAUAAAAAAAUGGAGAAAAAUGGAGAAACAUCAUCAAUUCAGCAUACGAGGCGGCCGAACCUCUCCUCAUUACAGAUACCUGAAAGGUCUAUGGAAACUCCGUGCCCGAGUUCAACAAGGAUUAACAUUCCUUCCAUAAUCAGUCCUAGUUCCACAAGAGCUGGCUUGCCUCCACGGCCAAGUUCAGCAAAAGGCAGAUCAUCUAUGAGACAUCUGCUUUCGCAGCGGAGCUUUAAGACUAAAGCUUCAGUUCCUGAAUGUGAAAAAACUGUUCUACUCAUCCCAGGGAUGCCCACUUCAGAAGAACUACAGGAUAAACCCUCUACUUCAAGAUCAUUUUCUCUGACCAGGGUCUUUUCUGCUGCGACAACAAAAAGAACCCACUCUUUACCGGUUACACCGGUUGCAAAUUCAGGUCCUGAGUCUGUACAGGAAAGAGAUGUGGUGGAUCACUUUGAUUCAAUUAAACCAGAAGUUCAGCAUCAUAUAACACGUUCACUGUCGGUUCCGGUGAAUGUCAAAAACAGAAGUUUAAGGCGGAUGGAUUCUUUAGGAGGCUUAAUGCGAGUAAUCCCAGCAACCCCUCGUCCUCCAAUGGUUGAUGGUACUAUCCCAAAUGAUGCCCCAACUACAGAUAUAGCAACUGAAGAUUCUGGUGAAGAUAUUCCUGAAGAAGAUGCAGUUUGCAGAAUCUGUUUAAUUGAGCUUGGGGAAGGCGGUGAGACUCUUAAAAUGGAAUGUAGCUGCAAAGGUGAACUUGCACUUGCACACCAAGAAUGUGCGGUGAAAUGGUUCAGCAUUAAGGGUAACAAGACCUGUGAUGUUUGCAAGCAAGACGUUCAAAACCUACCUGUAACCUUAUUGAGAAUACAGAAUCCUCAGACCGUUAAUAGACACUCAGCAAGCGUACCUCAGCAAAGGGAAAUAUCUCGCUACAGGGUCUGGCAGGAUGUGCCAGUUCUCGUCAUGGUCAGCAUGCUUGCCUAUUUCUGCUUUCUGGAGCAACUUUUGGUUGGUAAUUUGCGGUCCCGUGCUCUGGCUAUUUCUUUGCCCUUCUCAUGUGUUUUGGGUCUCCUCUCAUCCAUGAUUGCUUCCACAAUGGUGAGCAAGAGUUAUAUCUGGGCCUACGCAUCAUUCCAGUUUGCAAUUGUUAUUAUGUUUGCUCAUAUCUUUUACACAAUACUCAACGUGAAUCCCAUUCUCUCGGUCCUUCUCUCCUCGUUCACUGGGUUUGGGAUCGCAAUCAGCACAAACUCCUUGCUUGUGGAGUACUUGAGAUGGCGGAUGAGGCGGAAUUUGAUGUCUGCAUAUCGCCGAAAUGAUAGAGGCGGACAGAGGCAAGAACAAGCAAGUGAAAAUCUUGGAGAUGCAGGGCCCGGGGCUACCGCUGAGCAGCAAGAAACCAGGAGUGAGAAUGUGAAUCCUUGACAUGGAUAAAAUAAUUCCGUGAUGCAAUUUUCAGGUCCCAAAUUCAUGGACCCAAGAGAACCCAUUGUUGCUGCCUUGUUUGUGUUUGUGUUUGUUUUAAUGGUGUGGAAGAAGGGAGCCCAAUAAGACAAGAAAAAAUGAUUCGGAAUAGUGAUACAAGUGGCAGAAGGCACCUGUGUAGGAUGAAUCCAAGUUUUGUACUUUUCAGGGCCCACCAUUUGGAUGAUCUGAUCAAGGAUCAUGUUGGUCAACUCUCAGAUUAUCUACCUGAUGUGCCCUACCUCACACUUGGAUGCCCCUUCAUGUGACCUGGUUUGAACUCUCGUCUUGGUGCGUGGAGGGGUGUGCGGCUAGCAAAACUGUAACACAAAAGGUUAAGUUUUUUAAAAGCCACUGCCAAAUCAUACGUCUGUUGUUAUUUGUUUGAUGAAUAGAUGAGAUAUUCUAUGAAUAGGGUUUUGCAGAUGAAAUUAAGCUGCAAUGUAUAUCUAAAUGAAAGUGAUUUUACUUGGAUGUAAUCAUAAAAUGCCCUUCCUGGCCUGUUGUUUGA